GACAUCACAUCGCAGAUAUUCCCGUUGUUCCUGGGUCCCGUCCUCCUCCUUCUUAUCCCAGCUCAUCCCGUAGAACAGUGCCUCCACCUCUGCUAUGUCUUUGUAGAUAAGUAAAGGGAGAAGUUAACGUCGCCGCGGUGCGUUCACGGGAGUGACGCCUGGUUCAUUGCGCGUUGUGCCACAGAGCGGAGCAGCACAAGUACAAGAGCGCCGACUGGACUUGGUUGCGGAAAAUAGGGUUGGCUGAGAAAAAGGACCAAAAACUAGCGGGCGUGGUAGCAAGAAGAAGUCAUCGUAGUUGGGAGAAGUGUACGCAACAGCAAUAAUGUCGCUUUCUGUGCCGCAAAACGGAGUAAAAGGGGACAGUGAACCCGUAAUUGAGCUAUUUGUGAAGGCUGGAAGUGAUGGAGAGAGCAUUGGAAACUGUCCUUUUUCACAGAGACUCUUUAUGAUCCUGUGGCUCAAAGGAGUUGUUUUUAAUGUCACCACUGUCGACCUCAAAAGGAAACCUGCAGACCUCCAGAACCUUGCCCCUGGUACACACCCGCCUUUCAUCACCUUCAAUGGAGAGGUCAAAACAGAUGUCAAUAAAAUCGAAGAGUUCCUUGAGGAAGUGCUGCGCCCGCCCAAAUACAUCAAACUAGGGGCAAGGCACCCUGAGUCAAACACAGCUGGUAUGGACAUCUUUGCUAAAUUCUCUGCCUUUAUCAAGAACUCAAGGCCAGAUGCAAAUGAAGCCUUGGAGCGUGGGCUGCUGAAGACGCUGCAGAAACUGGAUGAGUAUCUCCGCUGCCCUCUGCCUGAUGAGAUUGACCACAACAGCAUUGAGGAUGUCAAGGUUUCCGAUCGGAAGUUUUUGGAUGGAGAUGAAAUGACACUGGCUGACUGCAACCUGUUGCCUAAGUUGCAUAUAGUAAAGGUGGUGGCAAAAAAGUACAGAGGCUUUGACAUCCCCAAAGAGAUGACAGCCAUCUGGAAGUAUCUGAACAAUGCCUACACACGUGAAGAAUUUACUAAUACUUGCCCGAGUGACAAAGAGAUUGAAAUAGCCUACGCUGAUGUAGCAAAAAGGCUGGUCAAAUAAGCACUGUACGACCGCCUCCUCCCGUACCUGCCACAUACAUUGUCAAACCUUUUCCACCCCAGCCCCAGGACUGAAAAAAACUAUGGACUGCUUAAAUUCUGAGUAAAGGUUCUCAUUGUUUCUGUACUUUUGUUUGACUUUUAUGAGGACAUCUUCAGUUGUAUUUUGUCAUCAUUUGCAGUCUAUUUGCUUAUGAAUGUUUAAUAAGAACAGGAUAAUCACCGAUGGCCUGCAUGUGUACAAAUGAUUAUCAAUACUUGGAGCCAUUUUAGACACGCUCCUUGUUAAGUGACCUUUCAGAUGACCUCUUUGCUUCAUAAAGGGGAAUGAUCAGAAGCUAUGAGACAUUUGCCUGAUUUUAAUAUGAACUUGCUCCUCAUGUAUUCUUAUAAAUUACGUUAUUUUUGUCUUUUGGGUUAAGACACGGUGUAAACAGUGUUGAAGCUUUGUUGCUUCUAGCUCAAGUAUUGCACAGGGUUUUCAUAUAUAGGCUGAACCAAACCUGUUUAACAUAUCAAGUUAGAUGCUUUAUUUUAUGACUGCUAAAGUAAAGUCACUGCCUGCAAGAAUGGCAUCCUUGUUCUAAGGUCACAUAUUGCUUAAGAAUGGCAGAAUACUUGUAGUUCCAUAGAUAAUAACAAAUAUUUGUAGA
Molecule: messenger RNA, 1736 nt
Organism: Periophthalmus magnuspinnatus
Lineage: Eukaryota; Metazoa; Chordata; Actinopteri; Gobiiformes; Gobiidae
Gene: clic4
Product: chloride intracellular channel 4
Exons: 6
Coding region: 326-1084 (252 amino acids)
Source: RefSeq, a predicted model, not a curated record